GAAAAUAUUACUAGUACUCAUGCCCCGUGGCCGAGACACCACAGCUGCAAGAUAUUAUGACGUCAUUGUAUUCAAAAACAAUUUCAAAACAAAGAAAAGCGAAGUGAAGCGAAGAUGGACGAAGCAAAAGAAACCACGAUUUUUAAAUAGUUUAUCGCAAAAAAAAAAUGCCUUUCUGAGAACGGUCGACGUAGAAAUCAGUUGGUCGUACAUGUUGACAAGAUGGCAACGAUAUCGUGGCCGAGACGACGUGUACGAAACGUCAAGAGGAUCAAGCAUGAUCACCAUCAGAUACUCAACCGAGCUGCCUUGGACUCUCAGCUCCUGACAUCAGUAUUAGUAAGUUCAUCAGCGUUGCGCAUUCGUUCGUUGAUAUCACGUGGUGCGAACGUGAACUGCUCCAACUCCUUCGGAUAUACUCCUCUACUUUUAGCAUUAUCACGUGAUGGAGAUGAGCAAUCAAUUCACGCUGUUUCAGAGCUGUGUGAAGCUGGAGCCGACGUGAACCUUAGUAGUGAUGUCUUCUACGGAGACACUCCAUUACACUUCGCUUGCAUGCUCAAAAGUAGCGUGUUUGCUAGGAUUCUAAUCGCAAAUAAUGCUAACGUACGCGCAAGAAAUCACGCAGGUUACACACCACUUCACACAGCUGCUCUACGGGGAAACUUAGAAAUCGUUAAACUACUUUGUUUGAAUGGAGCUGACAUUGACGCUACUGAGACGUAUUGUGGGUACACUCCUCUGCACUUAGCAGCCAACGGUAACCAUGACGAUGCUAUGAUCCUCCUUGCAGAGGGCGGGGCGAAUGUUUUACAGCGUGAUUUUCAAGGGUUGACGCCAAUUGACAGGUGUCAAUCAACAAACACUAAAAUUAUACUUGAUAGAUAUACUAUAAGGCCAAAACGAUUGGAGGAAAUCUGCGUGGAAGUAAUACGACAUGAAACUGGAAAGUUCAGUGGGAUCCCAGGUUACGACAGACUGCCUUUACCAAGGUUAAUCAGAGAUAAGAUCCAACUUGAUUUUUAACUAUUUUUCUGCAUUCUCACAUCUUCUGAAAUCUCUUUACUAUGUACUAUUAAUUUUAUCAAUAUCCAUUGAUAUAUAUUUUAUCACAAGAGAAUUUACUUUAUUUUAAUAGGGCGUUUUCAUGAUGGCAUCAUUGACCUCUACUAGCAGACUCUCUUGCACACCAAUUGUCUUGCUAUUCUCAUGAAGGAAUACUAUUUUAAAUAAAAAAGAAAAUUUACAAAGCAACUUGGUAGUGGGAGUCAAAUGACUCCAUCAUGCAAACGUCCUAUUUUUAUUUAUUGACCUUAGGAUCCAUUAUAGCUUUGUUUUUAGUUAGUUAUUUUUGUUUUGUUUUGGUUUUUUUGUUUUGUUUUUUUGUUUGUUUUUAUCAUUAUUUCUUUAAUGAUGUGAAUGAUGUGAAUAUUGUGAUAUUAUAUAUUGUAUGCCUCCUUUUGUAAAUAUUUUAUAUCCACCUUUUAAUUCCAUAAUUUUAUUGCAAUACAAAAAGAUAGUUUUAGAAAAAAAUAUUAAAUUAAAUUAAGAGUAUCAUUAGUUGUCAUUCAACCUCAAUAUCAAAUCAAUAAACUAUUUGUAAAUUUAAUAGAA
Messenger RNA from Actinia tenebrosa (Australian red waratah sea anemone), 1614 nucleotides. RefSeq lists its product as uncharacterized. Gene Ontology annotation, molecular function: protein binding. The record is from RefSeq and is a predicted model, not a curated record. NCBI's taxonomy places the organism in Eukaryota, Metazoa, Cnidaria, Anthozoa, Actiniaria, Actiniidae.